Rhineura floridana is the source of this 5352-nucleotide messenger RNA. It is a transcript of the gene SOCS7, whose product is annotated as suppressor of cytokine signaling 7. The coding region runs from base 324 to 2339 and encodes 671 amino acids. The record is from RefSeq and is a predicted model, not a curated record. NCBI's taxonomy places the organism in Eukaryota, Metazoa, Chordata, Lepidosauria, Squamata, Rhineuridae. Gene Ontology annotation, molecular function: 1-phosphatidylinositol-3-kinase regulator activity. Gene Ontology annotation, biological process: phosphatidylinositol phosphate biosynthetic process; intracellular signal transduction. Gene Ontology annotation, cellular component: phosphatidylinositol 3-kinase complex. The transcript is spliced from 10 exons.
UCUGCUUGCUUUCGAGCUUGGAAGGAACAGCUGGCAGAAAGCGUGAUCGAGACUGAGCGAGGAGCGUGUGUGUGUGCGUGCGCGCGAGCGGUGCGGAGAGCAACCGCAGCAGUUGCCGUGAACGGGCUGGUCACAUUGGAGAUCGCAUCAUCGGUCGCAUCAGCGGAAAGGGAAGUCGGAGGGCGUGCACACCCACUGCUCGGGCGGGCCCCUAAGCAAGAAGGCAAGCAAAAGGAAAAUCUUGAAUCUUGGACAGCGGAUCUGGUUCAGGGGCCGGCCUCCCCGUCCAGAGUGCUUGGCGAGGUCGGCUCGCCUUUUGCUUCAUGCAAUGCACCGCCUCCCUUAGCGCGAUGCAGCGGGCCGGAGGAGGAGCAGCGGCAGAGGCUGGAGGAGGAGGCGGUGGAGGAGGCGGAGGCGAAGCGGUUGCAGCAGCAGCGGCCUCGUACCGGGUGCUGAGCCGUUUGUUGGGCUACGGCGGGGCUGAGUCAGCCGCAACCGGGUUGGCGCUUGGAGGACCCAUCGGAGAAAGCUCUGCUCUUGUAGUCGGGGAUCGGGGAAGAUCGGGCGGGCUCCGAGGCUCACAGCUCCUGGUCUUCCGCCCUGGCGAAGCUGGAGAACCGUCGGGGGUCUCCUCGGCCGCCUGUUUGCCGACGCCUCCGACGCCUCAACCGUCCUCGGAACUCUUGUGCGCCAGGCACCGGUGUGCUCUCCUGGCCGCACCGAAAGGCGAGCCUGGAGGUGGACGAUGCUGGAGUGGAGCGGCUGGCGGCCUCCUUUUUCCCCCGGGGGCCGGCCUGGAGCUACAGCUGGCCGCUUUGGGGCUACACCAGGCGCCCCCGACGACCCCGGGAGGGCCGGGCAAGCCUCCUGGCGAUUGCCCCUGCAUGAGUCUCUUGCCCCCGCCGCCUCUAGCCCCGCCGCCCACGAUGCCCUUGUUACCUCCGGGGGAAGAGACUAGUGACGCCCUCCUAGUGUUGGAAGCUCUCGGUCCCGACGAGGAAGACGAAGAGGAGGAAGCGGCUGCAGGGCAGGCAGAUUCCUCCAGCCCAGUCGGCGUGGGAGGCAGAGGCUUCCAACCGCUCGCUCCAGCAACCCCGGCUCCUUCUCCUCCUCCGGCAGGCCCGGUGCCCGCCGUCGCAGCCAACCGACUCAGCUCAUCCGCCUCCUCCAGGAAAGGCUCCUUGAAGAUUCGCUUGAGCCGCCUUUUCCGCACCAAAAGCUGCAGUGGACCGUCGUGCAACCCAGCAGCCCCCGCUGGUGCCCGACGGGGCGCGGAGAGGGAGCUGAUACAAGGUGCUGCCACCAGAGCCACCUCGGGCACGGCAGGGAGUCUCCCCGAUGUGUCCCAUCCUGGGUGUCGGGAGCAUGAGUCCGGCAGAAAACCAAGAUUGAUGCGAACACAAAGUGCCUUUUCUCCAGUUGCUUUUGGUCCCCUCUUCACGGGUGAGACAGUGUCUUUGGUGGAUGUGGAUAUCUCCCAGCGUGGCCUGACAUCCCCACACCCCCCGACACCACCUCCUCCCCCACGGCGAAGCCUCAGCCUUUUGGACGAUAUCAGUGGGACACUGCCUACAUCUGUCUUAGUGGGUCCGAUGGGGUCUUCAUCCCUCCAGUCUUUUCCUCUGCCUCCACCGCCUCCACCGCACGCCCCGGAUGCGUUUCCCCGGAUCAUCCCAAUUAGAGCACCGGAAGCAGUACACAGCCAACCUGCACAGCACCUUCAGUGCCCCCUCUACCGGCCUGACUCGAGCAGUUUUGCAGCUAGUUUGCGGGAGCUAGAAAAAUGUGGUUGGUACUGGGGACCUAUGAACUGGGAAGAUGCUGAAAUGAAGCUGAAAGGAAAACCUGAUGGGUCAUUCUUGGUUCGUGAUAGCUCUGAUCCUCGGUACAUUCUGAGUCUCAGCUUUCGAUCACAGGGUAUUACCCAUCACACUAGAAUGGAGCACUACAGAGGAACCUUCAGCCUUUGGUGCCAUCCCAAGUUUGAGGACCGCUGCCAGUCUGUGGUGGAGUUCAUAAAGCGUGCCAUUAUGCACUCCAAAAAUGGGAAGUUCCUUUACUUCUUGCGAUCCAGGGUGCCAGGUCUCCCUCCAACCCCUGUCCAGCUCCUGUACCCAGUCUCUAGGUUCAGCAAUGUUAAAUCGCUACAGCACCUUUGCCGCUUCCGGAUAAGGCAGCUGGUCCGCAUCGAUCACAUUCCAGAAUUACCCCUCCCCAAGCCUCUGAUCUCGUACAUCCGCAAAUUCUACUACUACGACCCCCAAGAGGAGGUGUAUCUCUCCCUGAAGGAGGCCCAGCUUGUUUCCAAACAGAAGCAAGAGGCGGAGUCUUCAACGUAGCAAAGGGCCCUCUACUGCCUUACUGAUGUCACCAAUGGAAUUCAGUCACCAAUAUCUUGUAGCUGUGGAAGCUGCAUUGGAGAGGACUCCUGGUGUUUGCUUUCUGGCUAUUUCUUGGCCUCCAGAGAAGAUCCAGGGCUUGAAAAGAAGCACACCUGUGCACAGAAAAACAGGAGCCAUGACCCCAUCUGGUUUCAUAACAAUGUUUUGGAAUCUGCCGAAACUGGACUACAAGCUCCUGGAAGGAUGGAGAAUGUCAUAUUUUUCUUCUUAAAAUUCUAUUUUUUUGGUGCUUACCCCCCCCCUUCCCUUUCUUCCAGCAUGGGAAAUAGUGAGCCGAUUUUUACAUUUUGUUUAUCUGUUGGCAUUUUGGGGAUGGGCGUGGGUGCGUGUGGCAGAGGUACAGCAGACUCUGAGACUUAAUGAGCAAAAAACUGUGUUUCCAGCCAAACUAUCCUUGCUGAAGAAUGCUGCUUAUGCAAGCAGAGCCUGAGCUCAAGGUGUAUUCAGAUGUGUGAAAUAUUUGUGUUGGGUAGAUGAGGCCAAAGCCCAGGAGGGGGAGGAGGAAGGGCAGGGAAUGGUGAGCUGCGGUACAGUUUCCUGCUCCAUAAGGAAAGAGAGCUUGGUUGGAGGUGCAAGAAUUUGCAGCCUAAUCAGACAGUGGGAAAUUGCCAUGGAAUUUUAAGGUGUGUUGGCUGGAUCUAACCAGAUGAAACAAAGUGCUGUUGCCUUUCUUCAUAUGACAAUGGGGCGCGGGUGGCAUUGUGAAGCUUUUCCACUGCAAGUGCUGUUAGCCAUUCCCCCCCUUUUCUUUUUCCUCCCACCACGGUUAACCCUGAAACCUCAAGCAGCUGCUGUUCAUACCACUGUUGGUAUCUCUGUCAGGUGGAGGAAGAUGCACACUUGGCCACCUGAAGCCAAUCUCCAAGCUGCAAAUGGGCUUUCGCCCUGUUUCUCCCAAAAUGGCUUACUGAAAAAGUAAGAGUUGGAGGCUUGGCACACAGAAGGAAAUGCCCCUUGUACCUUUUAAUGUGAGGAAGCAACAUUUUUGACGCACCUUAGCCCUGUCUUGCUGUGAGAAGAGGAAGGAGAGAACUGAAAUUGAGAGCAGUUCUACACAGUCUCCUACUUUUACCCACCCGAGAAGACCCUGUUUGUCUAAGACUGAUGCUCUUAGCUUCUAGUCCUAAUGAGAAACUUUCUAAAUACUUCAACAAAGAAAUAUUGUGUGCUCUCUUUUCACCCUGCAACAGCAAGGUGUGGGGAUUUCUGUCAUAGCAAACCAACCCACAGCUAUUUAGAAGUCAUUGGGACAUCUUGUGUGUGUAUGUGUUUACUCACUAAAUCCACUUUCCAUCUCUAGCUGAAGGUACUUAGCAUAAUUUCUUGGUGGUUCUUUUAAAAGCUGUGAUAACUUAAUUUAUUAUUAAUAUUAAUUUGUAAAUCUUGCUCCAUAUUCUGUGAAAAAGAGUUUUACCCUGGCUUCAACCUCCACUUCCACCCAGCACACUGGAUAAAGCUAACUGAUGUUUCAUAGUCAUCAAGACUUUGGAAUAUUCUUAAGAAGAACUAGAGGGUGGCUAGGAGAUGGUCUUCUAAAAGUUGAUCUGUGAAAAGACUGUGUCUGUUAAACACCAGUUGGUUCAAAGGAAACUGGACCUUUGUUCAUCCUAUUAAUACUUUGUGUGUUUCAAGAUGGAUUCCAAAGUUUGGUUCUGAACAAAUUCUGGUGCAGUAUUUACUUCCCAAACAACCACACACUCUUACUCUUUUUUCCACCCAUGUUGUUGUGAAAAACUGGGCUGACUCUGUAUUUACUGCCUGGGCAUCCAUGCUCGCUGUAUCCCCAAAGAAGGUACUCUCUUGCCCAUUUUCAGUUUGUGAAAGGAGUGAAAUGAAGAUGCACUGAGCCGCUGAACUUGUGCCUUUCCCUGAAGGUCCGUCGUUUUGUAACGGUUCCUACGGCAGCCAAGACAGCUUGUGAAGACAUGAGCCAAUGAAGGUGUUGGGCAUGCUCUGCAGCAGUAGAUGGGAAAACUAAUUCCCUGUUCUGAUACACUAGGGGAAAAAGAUCUGGCCCUCUGCUGCAGUACAUGUAGCUAUGUUGCUUCUGGAGCUGUGCAUCUAAAUAGCAGCAAAUAACAUAAUACUGAAAGGUCUUGGUAACUUGAGCCUGAAGAGGUUCCAUGCUUGGAGUGGUCAUAAAUGUACCAGAACACCCUCCUAGCUGUGUAUUUUGGUAUAGAAUGAUGCACCAGAAAGACAUUCCAUUUUGUUCUAAUUAGCAUUUGGAGAGGGGUGUGUCUGUGGCUGCAAGGGAGGACUUUUAAAAGGUGCUGGAAUUUAGUUGUAACGCCCAAAAGGGGAUUGAAGGUUCUGUUCCUGCUCAAAAAAGAAAGCAGCUAUCAGCUCUCUGGCAAAUUCUGGUUGUUGAAACACUCUUAGUUUCUUAACACCAGCUCAUCAUAUCUGCUCUUCUCUCUUCCUUUAAAAUGGUGAGCCUUCCAAUCCAUGGUGGACUUGGGGGAGAUACUUUUUUUCUUUAUCUCCUCAUCCCCCACCCCCACCCCCCAAAAAUGCUUGGUUCAGAUAAGAGAUGAGACCAAAAGUUCCACAAACCUAUGACUUGCUCUGGUGCUGGGGAAAUGUUUCUUAAAACGUGGUUCAAACAUGCACAAACCAUGCCCCAGUGCCAGGAGCUAGAUAUCCUCCUGAUCUUCUGUCAUUUUGUUGAACUGAACACCUGUAAAACUGUCAACUGACUACUGAGUGGCAAAGGCCAAUCACAUGUAAAUAAUUUGCAGGGAGUAAGCUUGGCUCCCCCUGGCUGCUGUUGCAUCCACCUUAGUCCACUGCUGUAAUGGAUUUCUUCUAUAAGGAAACUCUUCUACCUACCCCCCCCAUCUGUCUUAAAUCCUUCCCGUGUGAGGCUGUUUUUGACGAGUUCUCUUUUUGAAAUGUGCGAGUGGUUGUGGAUGAGUGUUGGGCAGCAAGAAUUAAAUUCUGCACUGGA